GAGUCAAGUCCAUUUUCGAAAUAGACAACAUGGAUAGAGAUAAAUGCACAGGGAUUCUCGCUCUAAAUUUUCAACCUCUACCAGUUUCUUUAUAGAUUUCUCUCCGAUUUCUUUGCCCAAUUCUAGGGUUCGUUUUUACCUUUUCAACAACACCCUCUGCCGGUAAAUCUUACUGGCAAAUUGCAUCAACUCCAUGUCCACUACAGCCAUGAGAGCAAAUUCACAUGAUUCAUCUUCACAAGAACAAUCAUUAGACAGGGACACUCAGUCUGAUGAAGUUUUAAGUGAAGAAGAAGAUGAUGUCAGCAAAGAAACACAUAACAAUGUGUCAUAUUUUCCUUCAGAUACAUGUGCACAAGAGCACCAAAAUUUUCAGCAUGACAUACUUCCAAGAAAUGAAGAAACCCUUUCACAGCCACCACAACUUGAACUUGUCAACCAAUCAGUUGCUCCUUAUUAUGAUCCGUAUUAUGGUGGGAUGAUGGCAGCAGCUUAUGGUCAACAUUUUGUUCAUCCUCAGUUUGUUGAUGUGCAACAAGUGAGGAUGCCAUUGCCACUUGAAAUGGCACAAGAGCCUGUUUAUGUGAAUGCUAAACAAUAUCAUGCAAUUUUGAGGCGAAGACAAUCACGUGCUAAAGCUGAGCUUGAAAAGAAACUUAUAAAAGAUAGAAAGCCUUAUCUUCAUGAAUCCCGGCAUCAACACGCGAUGAGAAGAGUGAGAAGUUCCGGUGGUCGAUUUGCAAAGAAAACCGAAACCGAUGCUUUAAAAAAUACAAGUGAUGACGUGGCAACAGGUAUGAAGCGCGUGCACUCAGAGCCAGCUGUAAGUUUCGGGACCCACACCAACCAAGAAACAAGGGGUGGCGGAAUGGUAAAUUCAUGCAAUGGUGGGGCCCUCAGGUAUGAAAACCAAGAUGGGUUUCAGGAGGGAGGUUCUUUAGGGCAGCAAUGGUCAACAAUACCUUCUAGUCAAAAUUCACAGAGGGCAGUUGCCAUGAAAUGAAAUGAUAUGAUAUAUCGUAUGAUUUGGCUGGCAAAUCAUUCUUGGCUGUUUUUAUGUGGAGAAAGGGUAAAAAGGUAAAUGGACUUUUUAGUGGGCUCUUACUUAUUAUCGGAUUCUUUUUUAGUGUUGUGUACAAAAUAUAAUGUUGUUGAUGAGCUCUUGAUUUACAUCUUAUAUGAUGUGAUGCUUUCGUUUCGUUUAGUUUAGUUUAGUUUAGAGGUUGUUGUAAGAAUAACUGUUUGCUUUUGCUUUUGCAUUCAGAUAAUUAGUUAAAUAGCUUUUAGGAGGCACCAUAA
This is a messenger RNA of Lactuca sativa (garden lettuce), 1299 nucleotides long. RefSeq names its product nuclear transcription factor Y subunit A-9. NCBI's taxonomy places the organism in Eukaryota, Viridiplantae, Streptophyta, Magnoliopsida, Asterales, Asteraceae. Gene Ontology annotation, molecular function: DNA-binding transcription factor activity; DNA binding. Gene Ontology annotation, biological process: regulation of DNA-templated transcription. Gene Ontology annotation, cellular component: CCAAT-binding factor complex. The record is from RefSeq and is a predicted model, not a curated record.